GGAGGCCAGUGUCCAGAUGGGCAGGAGGCCGAUGCACACAAGGCCACCAGCACCAUGGGGGGUGUGUUUGGAAGGGCCCGGGUGGCCCCUCUGUGGACCGGCCAGCAGGAGCCCAUGGUGGGCACCUGGAGCCGCCUGCCUGCCAGCGCCGGUGAUGCUGGUGGCCCCACGUGGUGGGCUGGCACGGACGGCGGGUGUCAGGGAAUCCUUGGUGGGGACGACCAGCUGAGCUUUACCAGGGAGCCGGAGUCGGGGCAGGUCGGGAACUACAAGCGGACCGUGAAGCGCAUCGACGACGGCCACCGCCUGUGCAGCGACCUCAUGAGCUGCCUGCACGAGCGGGCGCGCAUCGAGAAGGCCUACGCGCAGCAGCUCACCGAGUGGGCGCGGCGCUGGAGGCAGCUGGUGGAGAAGGGGCCACAGUAUGGGACGGUGGAGAAGGCCUGGAUGGCCUUCAUGUCCGAGGCGGAGAAGGUGAGCGAGCUGCACCUGGAGGUGAAGGCCUCGCUGAUGAAUGAGGACUUCGAGAAGAUCAAGAACUGGCAGAAGGACGCUUUUCACAAGCAGAUGAUGGGCAGCUUUAAGGAGACCAAAGAGGCUGAGGACGGCUUCCGGAAGGCACAGAAGCCCUGGGCCAAGAAGCUGAAGGAGGUGGAAGCAGCAAAGAAGGCCUACCACGCAGCCUGCAAGGAGGAGAAGCUGGCCAUAUCGCGCGAGACCAACAGCAAAGCAGACCCGUCCCUCAACCCGGAACAGCUUAAGAAGCUGCAAGACAAAGUAGAAAAGUGCAAGCAAGAUGUGCUGAAGACCAAGGAGAAGUACGAGAAGUCCCUGAAGGAGCUGGACCAGGGCACCCCCCAGUACAUGGAGAACAUGGAGCAGGUGUUCGAGCAGUGCCAGCAGUUUGAAGAGAAGCGGCUGCGCUUCUUCCGGGAAGUCCUGCUGGAGGUUCAGAAGCACCUAGACCUGUCAAACGUGGUCAGCUACAAGCACAUCUACCGCGAUCUGGAGCAGAGCAUCAAGGCUGCCGACGCAGUGGAGGACCUGCGCUGGUUCCGCGCCAACCACGGGCCUGGCAUGUCCAUGAACUGGCCUCAGUUUGAGGAGUGGUCCGCAGACCUGAAUCGAACUCUCAGCCGGCGAGAGAAGAAGAAGGCCGCUGACGGCGUCACCCUGACCAGCAUCAACCAGACGGGCGACCAGGCUCUGCAGAGCAAGUCUAGCAGUGACCUUAGCAUCCCGAGCAACCCCGCACGGUCAGCACAGUCGCUGUCCAGCUACAACCCCUUCGAGGACGAGGACGACACAGGGAGCACCGUCAGCGAGAAGGAGGAGAUUAAGGCCAAAAACGUGAGCAGCCAGGAGAAGACCCAGAGCUUUGCCCCCGACUGGUCGGACGAGGAGUCCAACAACCCAUUCUCCUCCGCGGACGCCAAUGGGGACUCCAACCCCUUUGAGGAGGACACCACCUCGGGGACCGAAGUGCGGGUGCGGGCCCUUUACGACUAUGAAGGGCAGGAGCACGACGAGCUGAGCUUCAAGGCCGGGGACCAGCUGACCAAGAUCGAGGACGAGGAUGAGCAGGGCUGGUGCAAAGGACGCUUGGACAACGGGCAGGUUGGCCUGUACCCAGCGAACUACGUGGAGGCCAUCCAGUGAUGGCCCGGCUGGCUGCGGCGGGGCGGAGGCCGCGGCCCAGGCACUGCCCCGUUGACCGCCGCCCGGGCAGCACCACCUCCAGUGCCCCGCGCUACUUUUCCUGCAAAAGAUGUUGGUUCCCGGCUCUUGGCUCCAUGGUGUCUCUUGAAGGCAGCGAGCGGGUCUUUCCACCCGGGACUCGGCACCCCGACCACGCGCAGAUGGAGCCGGAGCGCAGCCGCGGCGC
Talpa occidentalis (Iberian mole) is the source of this 1885-nucleotide messenger RNA. It is a transcript of the gene PACSIN2, whose product is annotated as protein kinase C and casein kinase substrate in neurons 2. Gene Ontology annotation, biological process: plasma membrane tubulation; regulation of endocytosis; caveola assembly. Gene Ontology annotation, cellular component: endosome; plasma membrane; cytoplasm. Gene Ontology annotation, molecular function: protein binding; phospholipid binding. The transcript is spliced from 10 exons. The coding region runs from base 55 to 1659 and encodes 534 amino acids. NCBI's taxonomy places the organism in Eukaryota, Metazoa, Chordata, Mammalia, Eulipotyphla, Talpidae. The record is from RefSeq and is a predicted model, not a curated record.